Molecule: messenger RNA, 303 nt
Organism: Penicillium arizonense
Lineage: Eukaryota; Fungi; Ascomycota; Eurotiomycetes; Eurotiales; Aspergillaceae
Exons: 1
Coding region: 1-303 (100 amino acids)
Source: RefSeq, a predicted model, not a curated record
AUGCCUAAUCAUCAUGACUAUCCCCGCGAGAUUGGUCAGCAAGAGCAGAAAGAUGGAACAUAUGUUCCACAAGCAUUUGUCAUUGGUGCGUUCAUGGCCAUAUUCUUUGCCCAGGUUGGUGUGAAUUUCUUGCAGGUUGUGAGGUCGGGAAGGCGCAGACGGCGUGUUCUGGAAAUGCAGUUUCCACAGCCCUUGCCCCAGCGAAAUCAGAAUCGAGGUCCAACUAGAGCCACUGGGGUUGAUGCCAAUGCCGAAGAGCAAAAUGUAGGACCACCUACCCCGGGGAAUGCUGUUGUUGAAUAG